GUUGAAGUGAAGAACUUGAGUGGCAGUUGCCAAUUGGUCCGCAGAACCCUUACCCAGAUUCUCUUUCAACCCACCAUCAGGCAGUUCCGCCGGUGAUAUCAGCCGGAUAAUUCACGCUGUUGGCAAAGUGGUUGUGUAGAUUGGGUCGGGAGGACUUGUUCCUGGGAGGUGGUUGAGAUGGGUACUGAGAAAGUGCCUGAUUCUGGAUUGGAACAGCUUGGUUCAUCAAAAUUUCAUUAAUUGGGGUGAUUUUUGGAGCUGUAAGCAUACACAAAAUAAAUGGGAGAUACAGAUGAUUAUAUAAAGCCAGUGAGGACUGUUUUUGUGACUGUGGGAACCACUUGUUUUGAUGCUCUUGUUAAAGCAGUAGACACUCAUGAAUUUAAAAGAGAGUUGUUUGCAAGAGGAUAUAACCACCUUCUCAUUCAAAUGGGCCGUGGAUCCUACAUCCCCACAAAGUCUACAGGAGAAGAUGGGUCACUAGUUGUAGACUUUUUCACUUUUUCGUCAAGCAUUGCAGACAAUCUGAGAUCAGCAUCUCUUGUGAUCAGUCAUGCUGGGUCUGGGAGCAUAUUUGAGACAUUGCGUUUGAGAAAACCUUUGAUUGUGGUGGUGAAUGAGGAUUUGAUGGACAAUCAUCAGAGUGAGCUAGCAGAAGAACUAGCAGAGCGGAAGCAUUUAUUCUGUGCUCGCCCUCAAACACUCUACCAAACUAUUGCAACUAUGAACUUGGAAUCUCUCCUUCCAUACCAUCCAGGUGAUGCUGCACCAGUUGCUAAGCUUAUAAACAGGUUUCUAGGUUUCCCAGAUGAUUAAUGGACUGUGAGAUCUGAGAGAGCAUUGAUUUAAAGCAUUUGGACCUCAGAAAUUUAAAAGAUCCACCACAAUUUACAUAGCAUUUUUGUACAAAAGAGUGCUUAUCAUCAUCUGUAUAAACUCCUUAAAAAGCAAGGGGCUGUUCAAAAAAAUGGAAACCCUGGUGACCGGGGAAAUGUAAGCAUCAAAAUUAUUUCAGUACAUUAAAUCCUAAUAUUGGUUCCAUGCUAUCAAUUGAAGUACUGAAUCUCAUUAUUUUUCAAUGUUGUACCUUCAAAGGUCCUGGAGAUUGUAACAGUGCCAGUCAAUCACCAUGGCCUAUCCAGUAUCCACUGUGGCCUUCAUCUGGGAUUAAAAGGAACAGUGCAGAACAAGAAAGUUACUGACUAGAUGUGCUUGGGCAUUGUUGUGGUCCAGGUUAAGCUUCAUUAUUCUCUUGUUCGAGCUGGUUUCCCAGAUGGGCAAAUUGUAAACUUGUGUGACAUUUGGGUUUUGCUCAUCUGUGUUCAUGAAUGAUCCUAAUUACUAGAUUG
Molecule: messenger RNA, 1349 nt
Organism: Vitis riparia (riverbank grape)
Lineage: Eukaryota; Viridiplantae; Streptophyta; Magnoliopsida; Vitales; Vitaceae
Product: UDP-N-acetylglucosamine transferase subunit ALG13 homolog
Exons: 5
Coding region: 280-816 (178 amino acids)
Biological process (GO): dolichol-linked oligosaccharide biosynthetic process
Cellular component (GO): extrinsic component of endoplasmic reticulum membrane; UDP-N-acetylglucosamine transferase complex
Molecular function (GO): hexosyltransferase activity
Source: RefSeq, a predicted model, not a curated record